UGCUAUGUUGCUAUGACGCCGCGCGCUUCCGAUGUAAACAGUGUUUUUAGUUGAAUGUAAUUUUGUUUGUAUUUUCGAAAUAAAUAGAGUUUAAAAGCCGAUAUGAGUGUGCUGAAUCAAGGAAGAAAUGAAAUACGAUUCAACAAUUCAGACGGCAAAUGUCUGUUGGAAAACUGGGUCGAAGAGCGCGCUGUUAAAGACUAUGACACUGUGACUGAUACAACAAAAUCUUCUGCAAGUAAAGCAGAACUGUUUCGGGAUGGACAUGCAGGGGUUCUGACAAUUAACCUCGAUGCCAGGCCAGCAAAUGAGACUACAGUAAAAGCUUCAUAUAAAACGCCAGUUCACCCAGGAAUACCACUUGAAGGAAACAAAAGUAAAUUGAUGAGACAGAUGUACAUGGAGAAAGCCAUCCAAGAAGUAUUUGUAGACGACAUAAACCCACCACAACCAGAGCCAUUAGAUUAUAAAUCAGUGACAGCGAACGAUUUCAAUAUUGAAGGGUUUCAACAUGUUCCGCCAAAACCAACCAAGAAUCACAAUUAUAGAACAGAGCAGCCGGUGUCAUUCUGGAGUGAACAUAAAGACAGAGUUACUGGUGUAAGCAGUAUUAAAACACGAGAUACCUGUUUCAGAAAAAACGAUGCCUUUAGUCAACCAAUUGACGAAUGUUUUGAUGAUACUCAACCCUACGACCAGGAAAACUAUCCGAAAAUAUGAUAUCAUCGUUUGUGAAAAGAUUCUGUGCAAAAACAUUUUUACUCUUAAUUAUGACGAAAUCCUGCAUAUGUAUAUAUUAAUGAACUUGUAAAUAAAAUGUUUUGUACUGUA
Mercenaria mercenaria is the source of this 831-nucleotide messenger RNA. Its product is annotated as sperm-associated antigen 8-like. Lineage: Eukaryota; Metazoa; Mollusca; Bivalvia; Venerida; Veneridae. Gene Ontology annotation, cellular component: nucleus; cytoplasm. The coding region runs from base 103 to 720 and encodes 205 amino acids. The record is from RefSeq and is a predicted model, not a curated record. Gene Ontology annotation, molecular function: microtubule binding. Gene Ontology annotation, biological process: positive regulation of transcription by RNA polymerase II. The transcript has 6 exons.